CCGGCAUCCGGCUUGUAACUCCAACACUCCAUCCCCAAGGAGGUCUAUUUCAGCGGUGCGAGCCUUAUCACGCAGCGCAACGGGCUCGUGCACAUGCUCCUCGAGGCGUACAACCAGCACUGCGCGCUCGUGCUCCGCCCGGACGACGUGUGGCUUGCCAUUCUCACGCAGUUCUCGUUCUUUGUGAACGCGCACGCUGAGGAGCUGCACUCCGCCUUCGUUUCUCAUGAGGGGAAUAAGGAGCUGAACGUUAGCGCUGUCGGGUCGUGGUACAGUGUCGACUUUGGGAGCAUGGCGCGGCAGAUGGCAGGCGAGCUCGAGAAGAACAUGAGCGAUCCGAAGCUGCGCGAGAUCGGGAAGCUGGAGGAGUACGGCACGGAGUACGGCACGGAGACAACGGCGUGGUUCUACCUUCUCAAGCCUAUCGUCGAGCGCUUUGUGCAUGCUUUCGACGAACCCAUCACCGCGUUCUGCGUAUUCACCACCGAGGGGAAGUGGCAGGGUCCGCGUCUGCAGAACCUGCCCUCGUCGUCCUCUGACAAGAGCUACACGGACCUCAGCGGCGAAGUGUUCGCUGCGAAACACUUCGUCUCGCACCCGGAGGGCGACCCCUUCAUCGGCGACCUGUACCUCACGCUCAACGAUGUAUCGUACCCGCACGUCAACACCGACCAGAUUCCGCCAGGCACGGUCGAGGUGGACGUGAAGCUGGACGACAACGGGCAGGUGUUCUCGACACUGCUCGUUGCAGGCGGCGUGGGCAGCGUGGUGUCGUCGAGUGGGGACAAGGCGCUGUCGGGGUCAGGAGAAAGGGAUACGGUGAGGCCUGUGCCUGAGUGGUGGAUGUUUGUGAAGAAUAAGAAGAGCAAUGAGGAGCCCGCGAGGCUAUCGAGCAUGGAGUAA
Molecule: messenger RNA, 903 nt
Organism: Coniophora puteana RWD-64-598 SS2
Lineage: Eukaryota; Fungi; Basidiomycota; Agaricomycetes; Boletales; Coniophoraceae
Exons: 3
Coding region: 94-903 (269 amino acids)
Source: RefSeq, a predicted model, not a curated record